Molecule: messenger RNA, 753 nt
Organism: Saccostrea echinata
Lineage: Eukaryota; Metazoa; Mollusca; Bivalvia; Ostreida; Ostreidae
Product: beta-1,4-N-acetylgalactosaminyltransferase bre-4-like
Exons: 5
Coding region: 37-753 (238 amino acids)
Biological process (GO): carbohydrate metabolic process
Molecular function (GO): glycosyltransferase activity
Source: RefSeq, a predicted model, not a curated record
AUAACACCAAACGUUACUUAUACAACAUAUAAGGACAUGGUUCAUCAAUUCCACUGGCUGCAAAAUGGAGGAUAUUACAAGCCUGCUUAUUCGUGUUUCCCCAAUCAAAAAGUUGCCAUAAUAAUUCCAUUCCGAAAUAGGGAAUAUCAUUUGAGAAUUUUGUUGAACAAUCUACAUCCAAUGCUAUAUCAUCAGCAGAUUGAGUAUUCAGUGUUUGUACUGCAGCAGGCUGACAAGAAAGGAUUCAACAAAGGGAAGCUGUGCAAUAUUGGAUAUACCCAAGCAAUAAAACGAAACCAUACUUGCUUUGUAUUUCACGACGUUGAUCUUAUUCCAGAAAACGACAAAAUUUUAUAUGGAUGUGCUCAAAGCCCUAUGCAUCUUUCAAGGGCAAUAGACAAAUUCGGUUACAGACUACCAGAUAACAAAUUAAUUGGAGGUGUCUCUGUUUGGAGAAGAAAAGAAUUCGAAAUAGUUAAUGGCUGGUCAAAUUUGUUCACUAACUGGGGAGGAGAAGAUGACGACAUGAGUUACAGAAUCAUGGCCAAUGGACUUUCAAUUUAUCGUUUCAAGAAUUCUGUGGCAAGAUACAAAAUGCUCUCACAUAAACAAGAAACUGUUAACACUAAAAGGUAUACCCUUCUUGAAGACAGUCAUCUCCGUUACAAAAAAGAUGGGUUGUCAUCGUUGAGCUACACAGAUCUUAAUACAACCGAAUAUAGCUUAUUUACGAAAGUGUCUGUUAUUUUUUGA